Messenger RNA from Phascolarctos cinereus (koala), 690 nucleotides. Lineage: Eukaryota; Metazoa; Chordata; Mammalia; Diprotodontia; Phascolarctidae. The record is from RefSeq and is a predicted model, not a curated record.
AUGUACCCUGGAGAAAAACUUUCUACAUAUACCCAGGAGAGGAAAGCUUUUGGUAAAAGGUCAAGUCUUACUUUAAAUCAGAGAAUUCAUGUUAGAGAACAACCUUAUAAACAUAAUGAAAUUGGGAAAGCAUUUAGUCAGAGUUCAAAACUUACUGUACAUCAGAGGACUAGUACUGGAGAAAAACCUUAUAAAUGCAAUGACUGUGGGAAAGCAUUCAGUGAGAGAUCAAAUCUUAUUGAACAUCAGAUUAUUCACACUGGAGAAAGACUUUAUAAAUGUGAAGAAUGUGGGAAAGCUUUCAGUUGGAGGAGAAUUCAUACUGGGGAGAGACCUUAUAAGUGCAAUGACUGUGGGAAAACCUUCAUUAUAAGCUCAAGACUUAUUUUACAUCAGACGAUUCAUAUGGAUGAGAGGCCUUACAAGUGUGAUGAAUGUGGGAUAGCCUUCAGUCAGAGUUCAAAACUCACUGCACAUCAGGUUAUUCACACUAGAGGGAAACCUUAUAAAUGUGAUAAGGAUGGGAAAGCCCUCAGUCAGAGUUCAGACUUCCACAUACAUCAGAAUGUUCAUACUUUUAAGAAACCUAAUAAAUGUAUUGUUUAUGAGAAAGCAUUCAAUCAGAAUUCAAAACUAGUUACACAUCAGAGAAUUCAUAGUGGUGAAAAUUUUGAUAAAUUUAGUGGCUAA